Messenger RNA from Myzus persicae (green peach aphid), 900 nucleotides. RefSeq lists its product as uncharacterized. The coding region runs from base 1 to 900 and encodes 299 amino acids. The record is from RefSeq and is a predicted model, not a curated record. NCBI's taxonomy places the organism in Eukaryota, Metazoa, Arthropoda, Insecta, Hemiptera, Aphididae. The transcript has 6 exons.
AUGAAAUUUUUUAUUUAUAAUUUUUUGUGUGUUCCGUCUUUGACUGUAGAAUUUGGAGUGGCAUGUCUAACAGUAGUGUUUACGAUUUUAACGUUAUCGAUAUUUGGGGUGAAUGCAUCCGAGCUAUCAAGUAUGUUUUCAGAUAAAAUCGUAGUGUUUGUAACUAUACUCUUGUUGCUACUAACUUGGCUCAUAGCUGUCAUAGGAGCUUCUAUGAGAUCAAGAAAAUUGAUAACUUUUACAAUUAUUCUUUGGACUAUCUUCAUUAUUAUGUGGCUAGGGUUAUCGUUAUUCUUCAGAGUAAUCAAGAAAAACACCCAGUUCUGUUUAGCGAAAAAAUGUGCUCCGUCUAUGUGGCUUGGCGGAAAAGGCGGCGGCGAAGAUGGAGGAGACGGAGAAGAUAAAGGCGAUGACGAUGGCGGAGACGAUAGAAGAAGACUACGGUGGAAAAAUGACUCGCCGGAAAUAACUGAUAAGACCUUUCACCCGACGAAGGCGAACGUAAUGCCGACCUCCUAUGCUGCUACUCUUGAUGCUGAUACCGUCGUGUCAAAUCAAAGGAGUAUGAUGAUUGGUGUCAACAACGGAUGUGGUCAUCAACGGAUAACGACCGAAAACCCGCCGAGCGAUUUAAUAACGCGCGUCAUGGAGUACCGGAAAAAUAUGUCUUUGUAUCGUCAAUUUGCGGAGGCAGCGAUACAACGGCACAAGAAAAAAGGGAGAAAAAAGGGUUUAGAUGAUGACGAUGAGAAGGAGAAGGACAGUGAUGAUGGCGACUCGGAUACAGAAGCUAGUAGUCCUCCAAUAAUAGACUUGUUGUUAUUGGCAGUUUUUUUACGUAAGAUUCCACAAUUGUUUUCUGCCAACCAUUUUCAGUCAUCAAACUGCAGACUGCAGUGA